CGAAACACGACCCACAUCCCUAUCCACUCCCUAUAAUUUCAUUUCAUUUAUUUUUCUCCAUUUUGAAGGAGUAGAAGAGAAGCUGUUUUUCCUUCAUUACAUCCUCCUUUUUACCCAUUUGGAUUGACCCUUCUACCAAACCCAACCACUGUUAUCUUUUCAAAACUGUGUGCCAUACCCGUUCACGAUACCAUCCGUUGAAUUCAUCCCAAGAAAAACAUCUGUAUUCCUUUGAAGCAUCUGAAAUGGCGACUGCUUUUGGAGUGAUGGGUCGCUUUGCGGAUUGCGGAUCUGAAUCCGCGUCAUCGAUUCGCUUGAGGAAGAAGAAGGGUGGGGGUAAUCGCAAUGCUGGCGGGUUCAAACUCUUCUGCCUUUCUUCUUCUCUCACAGAUCAUUACCAGACUCUCAGGAUCCACCCCGGAGCUUCUGAAUAUCAGGUCAAGAAAGCUUUCAGACACCUUGCCCUUCAGUAUCAUCCGGACGUUUACAGAGGAAGCGACAGCGGCGUCCAAUUUCACCAAAUUAUUGAAGCCUAUGAUAUGGUCAUGACGAAUUUGAAAAGUGAAACGAGGGGAGAGGUGGAGGCGAAGAAGCAUCGAAAGAAAAUGGUGGAUGAAGAGAAUGCAUAUUGGGAAGAGCCAUGGGAAGAGUGGAUGGGAUGGGAAGGAGGACUCCCCCGCGACUAUUCGUCCCAAGUUUAAACCCGUACAUCUAAUAAUCUGAACUCUUUCUGAUCUGAAUCACAUCUUCUUUGUAUUGCAUAGAUGAUAAUGGUGGUUUUGAGAGAAUGAAAUGGAAGCCCACCAGUCUGGAGAUGGUUGUGGUUUCUUUUGUACAGAAGACUCAAAAGUUCUCUAUGUUAGCUUGUACAUAAACAGCAUUGCCAGCUUUCUUUUUCUUGUUGUACAUUACAUGAAAUAUGGAGUAUUUAAUUUCAUGGUUUUGUGUUUCUUACUGUUUCAUGUACUUGUAUUAUGACUAAUUGACUAUCAUCUGCAAGCGUAGAAGGUGACCAAUGAAAAUGUUAACCAUUUUUUUCGUUCGCCUGGACAAUGGAUAUAAAUAGAUAUAGACCG
Molecule: messenger RNA, 1076 nt
Organism: Cuscuta europaea
Lineage: Eukaryota; Viridiplantae; Streptophyta; Magnoliopsida; Solanales; Convolvulaceae
Source: the annotation of a GenBank genome assembly